Molecule: messenger RNA, 381 nt
Organism: Heterobilharzia americana
Lineage: Eukaryota; Metazoa; Platyhelminthes; Trematoda; Strigeidida; Schistosomatidae
Source: the annotation of a GenBank genome assembly
AUGAAUCGAUCAUAUUCAACUAAUCAUUAUACAAUUCUUCUUCCAAUGAAUUUAUCAGAGUUAAUUUAUUACAUGCAUACAACUACAUUGAAACAUGUAAUAACAAUAGCUCCAUACUUUCCAAAUGAAAUACGUUCUACAUUUCAUAUUCUUAGUGAUUUAAAAUUACGCUUAGAGAAUGCUAUCAAAUUAUCUAAUCCAUUAAUCAAUACUACUACUACUGCUAAUGAUAGUAAUAGUAAUAGUAAUCUAUAUGAUCAAAGUCAGUCAAGAUUUCAAUUGAAAGGAAUAUCAUCUAAUAGAUAUCCUGUAAAACAAUCUGAAAUUUCUUUACCAUCUAUCAAAUUAAAAACAGAUUUUAGUAAUUUUACAUACAAUUAA